Molecule: messenger RNA, 336 nt
Organism: Arvicanthis niloticus (Nile rat)
Lineage: Eukaryota; Metazoa; Chordata; Mammalia; Rodentia; Muridae
Source: RefSeq, a predicted model, not a curated record
AUGGCGGCUGUUCCUGCUGGUGUGUGCCGACUUAAAGAAGAGGCAUGGAUGCGGAAAGAACAGCUGAAGGACCUCCGGGAGAAAGCUGGGUGCAAGGACAGGGGAGAUGGGAAGCUACAGCACAAGAGGCUCGGAGAAGAGGAAGAGGAGCCCAGGGAACCCAGGUUUCAGAACUAUGUCCCAGAGGAUAGAGACCUGAAGAGGUGGCAGGUCCCCCAGGCCAAACCAGUUGCAGUGGAGGAGAAGAGAGAUGUGCCCAACAAGCUGGAGAAGCUGGAGAAGCGGACCCAGAAAGCCAUCUCAGAGCUGAGCCACGAAAGGCUGAAAGGCCAUUAG